[Candida] anglica is the source of this 3165-nucleotide messenger RNA. The record is from the annotation of a GenBank genome assembly. Lineage: Eukaryota; Fungi; Ascomycota; Pichiomycetes; Serinales; Debaryomycetaceae.
AUGUAUGUUGGUCAACUUUUAUGUGCUGGGUUCCAAGGAACCAGCGUCACGCCACAAGCGUACAAUCUUAUAGUACAACAACAUGUAUCCACCUUGAUUCUUCUGAAAAAGAACUUUUCUUCAGUGAAACAAAUAACAAAACUUAUCCGAGAUCUUCAAUAUAUUGCCAUGACUCAGGGGAAUUAUGAGUAUCCUCUUAUAUUUGCCGUCGACGAAGAAGGGGGGAUGAUGAACUCCUUAUUUGAUCCCGAGUAUCUUACACAAUUCCCCGGAGCUAUGGCUAUGGCGGCUACUGGAGACUUAGAUUUGGUGUUCCAAGUACUGCGAGCACUUGCAAAAGAAUUGAAGCUCAUUGGGUUUCUGAUGCUCUUAGGGCCCGUAUUGGAUGUGGUGACCAAAUUAAGCCAUCAAUUAGUUGGGGUACGUAGUUUUGGUACGACUCCAGAGGAUGUGGUGAAAUUCGGAAGAGUCUGUUGCAAGGGACUCCAACAGGGGGGAAUAUUCACAAUGGGGAAACAUUUUCCAGGAAUUGGUAAUGCAAGCGUUGAUCUGUUGCUUGAACUCCCCAUGAUGGCAGACUCCUUGGAUCAGAUGAGACUACAAAAUACGGUUCCAUUCCGAGAGCUUAUCAAGGAGGGACUAUUGGACGGUGUUAGUGCUGCAGGCUGCGCAGUGCCCUCCAUCAGUCCUGAUGAGGUACAUGCAUGUUUAUCACCAAUACUUAUAACCGAAUUGCUUCGGAAGGAGUUAAACUUUAAUGGAGUGGUGGUGAGUGAAUGUUUAGAAAUGGAUGCUCUUUUCCAUUCUAUUGGUCUUGGCCAAGGUGUUAUCCUCGCUCUUUAUGCGGGGUGUGAUUUGGUGAUGGUUUGUCACAAUAUGACGCUUCAAAAAGAAGCGAUAGAGUCUAUGGACAAAGCUUUAGCCAAUGGUAAUUUGGAUUUGGAAUUAGUAAAUGGAUGUUUGGGAAGAAUCAAUAAAUUACAAAAAAGACUUCCAACUUGGGCUGAGAUGUUUCCCGAAGGUGAAAAGUCUGCAAGAGAUGACUUAAUUCUCUUUAAAGACAAAUAUCACGAUGUAUGGGAACAUCAUCAACAACUAUCUGCAUUAGCAUACAAGAAAUCAGUCACAUUAGUCCGAGAUUACAAAGAUUCUUUCCCAAUUACUAAAUUCCUUAGUCUUGAUGAUACUAAACCAGAUAUGAAUAACGUUUUAAUUCUUUCUCCUUUACUUAAUCCCUUGUAUAAACACGGUGAGGAAGAUGGUCCUCAAAAGGACGGCCUCUAUACUGGAGAAGAUGUGUUCCAGAAGUUUGGUGAAUUGCUUGCCAACCAUCCGUUUAAUUCUUCUCCGGCCAUGAAGGGAAAAUCUUAUAAUGUAUUACAUACUACUUAUACUGCCAAUGGACUUACCGCAUUACACGAGUCUCUUAUUGAAAACUCUCAAGUCGUUAUCGUCUUAACUUCUGAAGCAUCUAGAAAUAUGUACCAAAUUGGUAUCGUCAAGUAUGUUUCAAUUCUUUGUGGGGCAAAUCCAUAUUCCUUCAGUAAUAAAGGAGGCAAUAGAAACAGUUCCCAAUUGACUAAACCGCUCAUUAUUGUUGCAACUCUGUCGCCAUAUGACUUUUUUUACAAUAAAUCUAUCGGUAGUGCGUACCUUUGUUGCUAUGAUUACACAGACAAUGUCUUAGAACAACUUAGUGGAGUCCUUAUGGGUGACAUUCAAGCGGAAGGAUGUAUCCCAGGGGAGAAGAAGUUUGUAGGAAGACCUAAAAAGAGAAAGUUACUGGGAGGUAAUUUGAUUCCAUCACUGGGUCUUACCAACUCUUCUAGCUCAUCGAAAAAGGUUUAUAAGAGAAAUCCAACACCAUCUAGAAGGUGGUUAGUAGAUGAAUUAGAUCUCCAGCGUGAUUGGUACGCACUUACUAAAUUGUGGAUGAGUAGCACCACCGAGCCAACUACGUCGAAAGAGAUCAGUUACCAAGACCCUUACUUUUACAAGAUGCUUUACCUAUUACUCAGAACAACUAGUAACAAUCAAAAACAUUUCGUGGUAAGAAAUGCUUCUUUGAAUAUUAUAUAUGGGGUAGUAAUUACAUGGAUUGUUGAAGAGCAAAAAGUACUGAACAGCUCAAUUAAAAAUGAAACAAAGGACAACGUAUCAGCUGAAAAAGUUGGAUCUGUUUUAUACCUUCUUGUGGAUAAAUCUAAGCGAUUACAAAGUAUCGGUAAAAAUUUACACGCAAGAGCAAUGAGAUACUUGAUAGAAGAAAAGAAAUGCACAAAACUUACCCUCGGAGGUUCAUUCCCAUUAAUAUCGUUAUCGAACACUUCACAAUUGAUUCUUGAAAGAAAUUCUAAAGUGAUUUCAUUUUUAAACAAUGUGGGAUGGGAUUUGCCAGAAAAAGGUCUUCAUAAAAAACAUAUAAUGGUAUUGGAUAACUUGAGUACUUGGCUGGUUCCUAAGAAGAUUUUUAGAGAGUUGACUAUAGUUGGAGUUCGAUUUGACAUUUGUUCAAACCCAGAUAAAUUGAUGAAGUUAAUUGAAGGGAGUGAUACGAAUAAAUCGGGCCCGGACGCAUCUGGGAAUUCGACAAAAGAAGAGAGUUCAAGAGAUGAGGAGAAUAAUGCAUCAGGUACUUCAAACCAACCUCAAUCAAGCGGUUCCAACCUGGAUGAAACUAAUUACACUAAGGCUCUCUAUAUGGAAGCUAUCAAGUAUCUUAACAACAAUUCAUCAAACGGAGUGAAAAUUAUUAUUGCUCUUGAACCAACUAACCAAAAUGUCAUUGGAAGUGUAAUUCUAUUCAAUAACAUAUGUCCGCUUGCUAAAUUUUUCCCAUUUAUCAACCAGGCAGCCAGUGUUGGGAACGUAUCAACAGAAGACCCAAAUCCUGUUAUAGGAGGGAUCAUAGGUCCAAUUAUUGACCCUUCUUAUUCAAACCUUACAGAGAUUUUCAAAUUUGGACUUGUUUGCAGUGGGAUAACAUUUUUGAAGUCAAGUAAUGUUGAAGGCCAACCAAAGAUGAAUAAGUGUGUCAUGAUUGGAAUUGAAGAAGAUAAGAGUAGUAAUAUUAACGGAAUAAAAGAUAUUGGAUUCCAAGAGUGGAAACAAUACUAUGAUUAUUACGAGAAAAAGGCAGAUGCUAGGACCUUAUUAGAGAAUUAG